AAUUAUGGAUGAUUUCGCCAUGCCUAUAAUAUGCAAUCCUCUAAAAUACAAAGGCUUGGCACAUAAUGAAGAAGAGAGAGACCGUCUUGGCCUUCGUGGAAUUUUACCUUCAGCUAUUAGAUCAGUCGAAUUGCAAGUGGAAGCAUCAUUAAACGGUGUGAGGAGUCACCACACUGAUCUAGAUCGUUAUUUGUUUCUACGUACUUUGCAAGAUACAAAUGAACGCCUAUAUUACCGAGUACUGUGUGAAAAUAUUGAAGAACUCAUGCCUUUUGUUUACACGCCAACAGUUGGACAAGCAUGUCUGGAAUAUAGCCAACUGUUUAUCAGACCAAGAGGAAUGUUUCUGUCUGAAAAAGACAAAUAUUCCAUAUUUAAAGUUCUCGGAAACUGGCCUGAAAAGGAUGUAAAAGCUAUAGUGGUGACAGAUGGAGAGAGAAUCUUGGGACUUGGUGAUCUUGGCAGCAAUGGUAUGGGCAUUUCCAUUGGUAAAUUAUCUCUUUAUACAGCAGUAGCUUUCAUUCCACCUUCUGCUUUAUUACCUAUUGCUCUCGAUGUUGGUACAAAUAAUGAAACCUUAUUAAACGACCCCUUUUACAUAGGACUCAAACAACCCAGAAUACUAGGUAAAAGGUACGAUGAGUUUAUUGAUGAAUUCAUGAAAGCUGCCGUUAAGAGAUAUGGAGAACACUGCUUAAUUCAGUUUGAGGAUUUUGGAAAAGAAAAUGCCCAACGUUUACUUGAAAAAUACAGACAUAACUAUUGUGUAUUUAAUGAUGAUAUACAAGGAACAGCGGCAGUAGCAUUAGCUGGUAUUUUGAGCAGUGUUAAAAUAACAAAGACUGAUGUAUCAAAUAAUACAUUUUUAUUUUUUGGUGCUGGUUCAGCAAGUUCUGGAAUAGCCGACUUGUUGUCACUUUAUAUGAUAGAGGAAAAUUUUCCGGAAGAAGAUGCUUACGAUCAAAUAUGGAUGAUGGAUUCAAAAGGUCUUCUAGUUGAAGGUAGAGAUCUGUCGCAAAUAAAUCCUUCAAACAAAAAAUAUGUGAAAAAAUUUCCAGAAAUUUCAGAUUUAGGAGAAGUUGUUAAAAAAGUAAAACCAACAUUUCUGAUAGGUGCUUCAGCACAGUUUGACGCUUUCACUGAAAAUGUGAUAAAAUCCAUGCCAACUCAUCAAACUCCUACAAUAUUUGCUCUUAGUAAUCCAACUAAUAAAGCAGAAUGUACUGCAAAGCAAGCUUACGAGUUCACCAAUGGGCGAUGCAUUUUUGUAAGCGGUACAGCAUUUCCCUCUGUCACAUAUAAAGAUAAGACGUAUCAUCCUAGUCAAGGAAAUAACGUUUAUAUAUUUCCUGCCAUUGCAAGUGCGAUUAUUGCCACUAAGGCUUUACGAGUCACUGAUCAUGUUUUCUUGGUAGCUGCAAAAGCCCUUGCUGCGCAGGUCACAAUGGAACAUAUGUCCGAAGGUCGAGUUUAUCCUCCCAUAAGUGCAAUCAAACAUGUUUCUUUAGCCAUUGCAGUUGAAGUUGCCAAAUUUCUGUUCCAGGAAGGUCUUGCUACAUACGAGCCUAAACCUGAUGACAUGGAAGAAUUUUUAAUUUCAAAACAAUACAUAUAUGACUAUGAUGUGUAAGCUUGAACCAAACAAAUUGAAAAAUUAAGGUAUCAA
Molecule: messenger RNA, 1666 nt
Organism: Parasteatoda tepidariorum (common house spider)
Lineage: Eukaryota; Metazoa; Arthropoda; Arachnida; Araneae; Theridiidae
Product: NADP-dependent malic enzyme, mitochondrial-like
Biological process (GO): pyruvate metabolic process; malate metabolic process
Cellular component (GO): mitochondrion
Molecular function (GO): malate dehydrogenase (decarboxylating) (NADP+) activity; NAD binding
Source: RefSeq, a predicted model, not a curated record